Peniophora sp. CBMAI 1063 is the source of this 1698-nucleotide messenger RNA. NCBI's taxonomy places the organism in Eukaryota, Fungi, Basidiomycota, Agaricomycetes, Russulales, Peniophoraceae. The record is from the annotation of a GenBank genome assembly.
AUGGCGCUGCAUGACCUGUCGCCAUACGCGACGGAUACGCCCAACUCCCGAUACACUGCCACCUCGUAUAUAGUUCAGAUUCGACCACGACCGCCCGUCCCUUCUCCCAACUUGACCCGUAUACCGGCCAAUCCUGAUCUCAGGGUCGACGAGAUAGGCUCGCCUACUCCUCAUACGCGUCCCUCCGAAGAGGAUAACUGGAUGGCUCACGCUAAGAACCCUAAUGAACGUCCCGAGUUGAACACAACGCCGGCACCUUCUCCUCGACGCCGACCUCUCCCUUCUGUGCCACGAAAUGUCUCAGUAGCCUCCAAUCUUUCAUCCUCGCACAAUCUAUCUACCACAGACCCUACGUCCCCGGAGCCGGAAGUGUUACCCAAGUAUCCCAGCUUACCACCAGCCUACUCUGCGCUUCCGCUUGAGAAGAAGGCAGAUUUAUACGACGCGCCUGUCCACUCCGCAUCUUCAGUGACCACUUCAUUCACGACUUCUCCUCCGACAUCGUCAGCUCUUUCCAUCUCUUCAUCCCCGCCAGCGCCACGAUCAUGGCCAACUAGCCCGGCUCGUAUGCCGGCGACCCCGCCACGUUCUGUUCCCGCCAGUCCUUCUCUAGUCCCGCCGUCUUUAACAGCACUUGCAAUACCGCCUAGUCCUUCACCGCGCGUGGUGUCUGGCGAGAGCUUGAGCGCGCUGUGGAGUGCUGAGGUGCAACCCAGCGCCGUCGACCCUCACAGACAGUCGUUCACGCAGGCCUUGAGCCGCACCGACCCAUCAUCAUCGACGCGACCCUCCGCUUCAGUCGUGGUAGCCCAUCAACCAAUGAGGAGUGUCACUACACCAAAUGUUCGCAGAUCAGAUACAGCGCAGAUGCCCACCAGUAGCGGCUCUGCACUCGGCCUGGAUGGUCACAUCAAGACGGCGCGCCGUAGUGCAUCUGCACAUCAUCUGAAGCAGCGUUCAAACGCGGAGAUGUACAACUUCCCUCGCGCAGGCAACAGCUUCCUAACACUUGUCUCUCCUGACUCGGCCGCACCCGUGGAACGCCCUCGGACACCAAGCUUGAAGCAAGACAUGGAACGUCUUACGCGCAAACGCGAGCGCGGUCGACCUCGGGCGAAUGUUGAUGUCGAGGUUUGGUUGAAACAGACCGCAGCCCAAAGCACUCGGCUUGUCGGCGAGCCGGCAACGCCACAUCCAGCGCGCUCACCGCCCGCUGCGCUGCCUGUGCCCAGGGAUCCGCCCCAUUCGCGAGAGCGGUCAGCGUCUCGCUCCGCGCACGGUCGCUCUGCGCACGGACCUUCAGCGUUUCGACCACCGCAGACACCUCUUCCCGCCGCACCAUCCGCGCAUAGUUCUCAGGCGGAACGUCCACACACGUCGCACCAGCGCGCACAUACUUUAGCGGAUGUUCCGCGCCAGCGCUUUCGCUCCGAGCCCGAUCUGCUCUCCACGAUGAAGCCGAAGCAUACCCGCUCGACAUCUGAGCGUUUGCUAAUGACCGAGCGGCCUCCGCUACCUUCGAGUCCUCCUCUGCGGAGGGAUUCUCUUGUACCUCCUUCUCGCCCGACGACGCCGAAACUAUUUCGUUCGUUGACGAGCAAGGCGAAGCAGGCAUUCUCGGGCCGUUCUCGAGUGAACUCGAAUGCCGAUGUUCCGCCCACACCGCCUCUACCCACUCACACGAUUUCCAUUUCAUGA